Molecule: messenger RNA, 1558 nt
Organism: Punica granatum (pomegranate)
Lineage: Eukaryota; Viridiplantae; Streptophyta; Magnoliopsida; Myrtales; Lythraceae
Source: RefSeq, a predicted model, not a curated record
CCUUUAUUACCGUCGGGUUAAAACAUAUCCUGGUUUUUCUCAGGGUGAAACUUUACCUACGUCCACUUAACCGCCGUCUACUUGCCGCGGUCAAUACUUAACGGCCGUCUCAACUUUAACAAAGCUUACGCCCUCCGUCUCUCUUCUUCUUAUUCUUCUUCUUCAGGCUGAGGCGGCGGAAACCAACCGGAGCCGUUCAAACUUCACGCCGGAAGGCUCCGCAGCCCGCUCGUACCCAACGCCAUCCCGUCGGAGUGCCGCCACCGUGCCGCAGACCUCCUUCAGCCAACUCCGUACUUUCGAGUCCGCCACCGUGACCGGAAAGUCGACAACCUUCCGGUAUGGCGUUGCAGACUGGGGUUUCCACCUCCAAAGUUCUAAUCCUCGCCGGUGCAGGUCUCACUGGUUCGAUUAUUUUAAGAAGCGGGCGACUGUCUGAGCUCGUCGCCCAGCUUCAAGAAUUGCUGAAGGGGGUGGAUGAAGUUGAAAUCUCAUCUAAUAAAUUCGACACUGCUGCUCUUGCGGCACAGAUCAGGCAAUUGGCUCAGGAGAUCAAGGAGUUAUCUUUAUCCAAUCCCAUAACCAUAUAUAACGGGAGCUCCUCCUCUAGUGGGAGCUAUUCUUCUUACUUAGUGCCAGCUGCUGCUCUUGGAGCUAUGGGAUAUUGUUACAUGUGGUGGAAGGGCUGGUCAUUUUCUGAUGUCAUGUUUGUUACAAGGCAAAACAUGGCAAAUGCUGUUGCAACUGUAUCAAAACAGCUUGAGAAUGUCUCUGAGACAUUGGCAUCAACAAAAAGGCAUCUGUCAAAAAGGCUGGAGAAUUUGGACUGGAAGCUUGAAGAGCAGAAAGAGAUAUCUGAGAUUAUUGUAAAUAAUGUGAAUGAGGUGAAGUCAAACCUGGCUCAAAUAGGAUUUGAUGUUGAAACUAUUCAUAGAAUGGUUUCUGGGAUGGAAGGAAAGAUCGAGUUGCUUGAGGCCAAACAAGAUGUCACGAACUCUGGUCUGUGGCAUCUUUGCCAACUAGCUGGGGGUCUUCAAGGUGGACAAGAUGCCAUUAAAUUUAAGGAUGCAAGUGGUAAGGUAGCUAAUCAUUUGAGGGUGACAUACAAGGAAAAUCCCGUGAAGGGGCUUCAAUUCAUUUCUGAUAGUAGUGAAUUCAAUAAGAUUGAAGAUUCAAUCACGAAGACAGAGAAGAACAGUGCGGAGAAAGUCUCAGGCAAAAAUGUCCCCAUUACGAGGAGAAGAAUACACAGGUCAUAUCCCGUUGGGAUUUCUUUGGCUCAGGAUAUUAUCUGAAGUUACAAAGGUAUUUCUUGUAGCUUGACAUUAUCCGAGCUGAUUCAAUUCAUAUACUCUUAUUAUAUUUUGGGAUUUUCACCAAUUUGUUUCGGGCGUGGGAACAUCUUUACGGGUCAGAUAAUUUCUGGUGAAAGUAGGUGGUUACUGCUCUUGGUGUACCAUGUACCAUAAGCUUCAUUUGUUGUGUUGUAUGUUACUGUAAAUGAAGAGAACAAAGUGAAAGUUAUGUUGAGGUGUGAAAUAGGCCUCUCUUGGAACAA